Molecule: messenger RNA, 1958 nt
Organism: Oryzias latipes (Japanese medaka)
Lineage: Eukaryota; Metazoa; Chordata; Actinopteri; Beloniformes; Adrianichthyidae
Product: butyrophilin subfamily 1 member A1
Molecular function (GO): protein binding
Source: RefSeq, a predicted model, not a curated record
CCCGACGUGCUGACUUUCAGUCCGUUUGUAAACAAGGUCAGACACUGCAGCACGCAGACCAGACACUUCGCUGCAAAGCUUCUGCUGUCUUUCAUUUCUCAAGUAAAGAAAACGUUCACAGUAAUCUGGGGUAAAGGAUUUGUCCAAGAAAGCCGACAAGAUGAUGCAGUGUUUUCAUUUCAUGGUGGAGCCAGCCAAGUACUUAAUUGCCAAGAAUAAGGAGUUGCACAAAAAAGCUAAAAGGUCUGAGAAGGAGCCUUUGGAAAAGGAUCAACUGUUUGUUGUGGAGCUGGCAGGAGAACUGAAAAGAGUGUGUCAGAGGUCAGAAGUUCUGGAGCACAUCUUUAACCAGGAUGACAUCUGGCCAACGUCCCUCUGCAGGAUCUUCAUCCUGCAGUGGGCAAACAUGCUGGAGAGCAAGAAGAGGCCCAUGCAGACUGAUGAUUGGACAGAGAAGACUGAGGAAAAGCAACUGGAUUUUAUCAAUGUAGAGGAAGUUCAGAUAGCUAAAACUGUGAUCUACAACUGGAUAAAGGAUCUGCGAGCUCAACCUGAGCAAAGUGUGUGGCCAGGAGAACCAGUAGCAAAGGUCCUGGAGGAUCUGGAGUCUUCCUGGCGGUGGGGCCGCUUCCCUAAUCUGUUAACAGCUAUGGAGCUGGUUAUGUGGACUCUGAUGUCACAGCAGCCGGAUAAGGACACCAUUCCUCAGCAGUGGCUUCUAUGGAAACAAAGGACUCAGAAGAUCGGAGGCAUUUCCUACAUUCCUCAGCCUGUGUGGGAUUGGAUUACAGAUGCAGCAGUGGAGGUGAACCUCGAUAUGGACACAGCCAAUCCAGAUCUGCUCAUCUCUGCCGAUGAGAAGCGGAUGCGUUGCGGCUUCGAGAGGAAGGAAGUUCCCAACUACCACCAGCGUUUCGACGGCUGGUGGUGUGCCGUUGGGAUGAAGGGUUUGGGCUCUGGUCGCCACUACUGGGAAGCAGAAGUGGGCGAACGUGACUGGCGACUGGGAGUGGCAAAAGAGUCAGCCCUGAGGAAAGGCUUCAAGUCUCUGAACACUGACACCGGGUAUCUGACCCUGCGGCUGGAGAGGGGCACUGAGCUAAAGGCACUCACCGUGCCCUUCACUGCUCUGCCGCAGGGUCUCAUCCCCAGCAAGGUUGGCGUCUACCUUGACUACAACAACGAGCAGUUAUCCUUUUAUGACGUGGAGAAACGGCUGCAUAUUUACACCUACAACGAGACCUUCACCGAAAAGCUGUACCCCUUGUUUGGGACAGUUGAGAUAGUUAAGGAUUUGGUAAUCAGGUCUCCAAGAGGGAAAAACCACUGUCUCUGCCCCACAUCGUGUAUGUGGGGUUAAGCUUCCUUCCAGCUCCUCCUUUUGAAAUCACUAACAUAUUAAAGUAUUAAAAACUAGAUUAAGAAAUCUAGAAUCUUGCUGUAUGAUACCAUCAAUGUUCUACCUAAGAGCUUUGCUAUGUGACCAAACUCUGCUGCUAUUGCUGUACUGUGAAGCUGCUUACCAGCCUUUCACAUGUGAUCCUUUGCACACAAGCAUUUUCCUGUAUUUGAGAGAAAUCUAGCACUUCUAUUAUAACAAACAUAUACCUGCAACAAAUGCACUGUAAUGAAUGAUUAUAUAGAAUCAUAUCAUUUUUUUGCAGCACUGUUGAAAAAACAUUAAAAAUAUUUAGUGAUACAUAUAUUACCUUAAAACUAAGUAUUGGCAAAUUGACAAAUAUUCUACAACAAUAUGUAAUCAAUUUACAUUUUUGUGAUAUAAACUUGCUUCAAUUUAUAUUCCUCAAUGUUUUUUUUUUUAGGCUGACUGACUUUUGAAGUUGUUUGCACAAUCUUGCAUAAAGUACCUGAUCUGUAUAUAUAUCUAUAUAUCUAUCUAUAUAUAGAUAUAUAGAUAGAUAUAUUCUGAAAUGCUAAUUAAAUCAUGUUAAAAUUGU